CACACUUUGUCAGUGUAUUGAAAAAAAAGAGAGUCCAAAAAUCCAUACGCGCCAGAUCACGCGUUGGUUCUUUCUUUUCUGUUCCACUUCACUUUCCGUCUCCUUCAACACAACGCGCCCAUUUCAGGACGUGCAGGACCUGCUGUGGAAUUUUCCAUUGAUCACAUCGGUCUUCUAUCCUGAAUUCACUAAAUAGUACGUUCCAACAAGAAAAAAAAGAAACAAGAAAAAGAGAAGAGGGAGAGAAGAAAAAAAAAAGAAAAGAAGAACGAGGAUCUUACCACUCCAUCCUGAUCUUCCUGCUGUUAGAAAGCAAUCUUCUUUCUCCCCUCCCAUUCCAUCCACUACGACGUCUCUUUUUCAUUUUCCUUUCUUGUGAAAUCACCAAGCUCAUUGUGUUCUCUCGACGCGUCUGUAUAGGCUCGCGUGUUUAGUUUUCUUUCUUUUUUGGAGGAUUGUCAGGGAUCUCUCAACCCGUUCGCGGCGAAAAUUGUAUUAUAUGGACAACAGACCUGCCUCGGAGUACGCGCAGUCAGGUUCGCAUUAUCCAUAUCCACCGUCUGCUGCGACCCAUUCUGAACUCCCAGUUGCAGACCAGGCUUCUGCUGCUGCCACUGCUCAAUACACCCCUCAGACUGAGGUCCGCCCUACUCCUCAGUACACCCCCCAACCCGAGGUCCGCCCCGCCGCCAAUAUUUCGUCUUCCAACACGCCGCAGUCAGACUACGGUCUGAAUCAGCCGCCCGCCGCGCGCUCUCCUGCUUACCACGAGUACAUCGGCCGCCCGCCUCAAUACCACCACGCGCCUAACACCCAAGCCGGUGGAGCGGCAGGUAUGGCUCAAGCAACAAGUCCGUCCAUGCACACCCUCAGUGAUGGGCAGCACCAUGACCAUCGCAAUCACACGAACCUGAAGUCUGACGCGGCCGUUCCUAUAGAUCCCUCAAUCGCGGCAUCCAGCCCCACCUAUCCUCCUCCCUACUCUCCCUACCAGCCCCAAGGUCACGAUAUGGCACAAUACCAGGGGCACCCCCCUCCGCCCCCGCCUCAGAUGUAUACGCGUCCGGAAUGGUCGCAUGGGUAUGGACAACAUCAACACGGUCUGCCUGGACCCUAUACCACUCCUGCCACAACGGUUGGUCCCGCCUCCCCUGCUGCGACCGCAGGGCCGCGCCCUGGCCAGGUAUACUCCUUUGUUCCCAUUCCUGGCGCGCAGCAGCACAAGCGGCCCCGUCGUCGGUAUGAGGAGAUUGAGCGGAUGUACAAGUGUGGGUGGAACGGAUGUGAGAAGGCGUAUGGUACGCUGAACCAUCUGAACGCCCACGUCACGAUGCAGUCUCAUGGCGCCAAGCGCACACCCGAAGAAUUCAAGGAGAUUCGCAAAGAGUGGAAAGCUCGAAAGAAGGAGGAAGAGGCCCAGCGCAAGGCUGCUGAGGAGCGCGAGCGUGCUGCCGCUGCUCAAGCUGCCCAGGCCAACCAGGUCGACGCACCCAAUCCUGCGGAUCCCGCUCAGGCUGGGCAACCACCUGCCUACCCGGGUGGUGUUCGUCCUCAAUUACCUCCCAUUGGAUAUCAACCUGCCGACGGUCAGGUACCGGGGCAGUACGGAGCUGGAGCCGGAGGUAUGGUGUAUCAGGGCAAUGGGCAGAUGGCAUACCCGCCAAACUACCCUCACUCCCCUUAUGGACAGACCGGUCAAGUGUACCAGCCACAAAACCAAUCGACCAGCUACCCGCAAUAGAUGCCCAGCUUCCCUUACUUCUUUCAGGUUGCAUGUUCUAAUACAAUAUCUCCUAAUCCCGUAUCGCCAUCCCCGGAUCUAAUUCUCUAAGUUCCUGCGCACAUGAUACCAAUUUUCUGGCCUUGAUUGCUCCAGUCAAAAGAGUGGCCUUGCGACUUACACUUUGUCCCAGUUAUGUUUUUUUGAAUUAGAUCGC
Messenger RNA from Aspergillus welwitschiae, 1937 nucleotides. Its product is annotated as putative C2H2 transcription factor (Con7). Gene Ontology annotation, biological process: regulation of DNA-templated transcription. The record is from RefSeq and is a predicted model, not a curated record. The transcript has 4 exons. Lineage: Eukaryota; Fungi; Ascomycota; Eurotiomycetes; Eurotiales; Aspergillaceae. Bases 500 to 1741 code for a protein of 413 amino acids.